Messenger RNA from Lacerta agilis (Sand lizard), 8930 nucleotides. RefSeq names its product centrosomal protein 250 (gene CEP250). The transcript has 33 exons. Bases 292 to 8277 code for a protein of 2661 amino acids. Lineage: Eukaryota; Metazoa; Chordata; Lepidosauria; Squamata; Lacertidae. The record is from RefSeq and is a predicted model, not a curated record. Gene Ontology annotation, biological process: cilium assembly.
UAGGCCUGUCCUGCCUUUGGGGAUAAUGUAUGAGGCCUAGAAAGUCCCCUUGCCCGGCUCACAAGGGGAACGUGCGCCCUCAUACGCCCGGGCAGCCAAGAGUCUCUUAACUGUGGAAAAGUGGGGCGGCACAAACGAGUCGCUUGGCCGCUGCCACUAAGCGAGCGAGCAGGCGGGUUUCCGCUGUCGGAGUUGAGAGAAGAAGUGUAAUAGGACUCCGGCGCCCUCCUUUCCCCGCCCACGAAAGCCUGCAGGCGGCAGCGGAAAGGAAGUUUCACCAUCUCUGUGGAGAUGGAAGGAGACCAAGCAGCAAGCAGUAUGAAAACACAGACAGUUCACUUACUUCCAGAAGAGCAACUAGUGGCACUACAUCACCAGAUGGUGGAAAAUCAGGCAUCCUAUCAACACAGACUACAGAAUUCCCAGGAGGCACAGCACAGGCAGGCAGUACUUGUACAAAAGUUACAGGCAAAGGUGCUGCAAUAUCGUAAUUGGUGCAAGGAGUUAGAAAUGCGACUGGAAGCAAAUAGGGGGUCCCAUCCACACCAGUGGGAUCGCAAAGAGGACCGUGGUCUAGAGAAAGCGCUGAUCCAGUUGGAAGAAGAACAGCAGAGAUGUGAGAAUUUGGCUGGGGUGAACAACUUGCUCCGUGAGCACUUGGACAAAGCCAAUGAGGUGAAUGGGGCUCUCCGAGAGGAUGUCAGCAAGCUGAUAGCUGACUGGACAAGGGCCAGAGAUGAGCUAGAGCACAAGGAGAGCGAAUGGCAUAAAGAGCGGGAGUUUUUGGAGAGUUAUAUGCGGAAUGAACAUGAUCGUCUCUUUGGCAUAUGGCGGCAAGUGGUGACCUUGCACCGUUAUUUUGUGGAAAUGAAGACAGCAACUGACAGGGAUCUGUCUGAACUAAAGGCUGAGCAAGCAAGACUUUCUGGCUGUAUACUCGUCAGUUGCUUACACUUAAGUUCUGGCACACAGCUCUUGGAUACCAAUAGUUUUGAAAACCUUACCCUGAGGGGACAGGCCCAACAGCAGCAACUUCAUAUGAGGCCCAAGAAGUUGGAUAUGGAAAAGGAAAUAUACCAGCAAGCACAAGCAAUUGUGAGUUUGCAUGUCAAAGGAGAAUUAGCAAAGGAGGAUCUUCAUAGCAGGGUGAUAGAGUUGACUGCUUUGCUUGAACAGUCUCAAAAACAGAAUGAGGAAAAGGAAAUGUCAAUGAAGACUCUCAGAGACACUGUGGAGAUUCUGGAGGCUGAUCGCUUGCGGAAGGAAUAUGAACAAUCACAGAGCAAUAAUACACACGAAGAGAUACUUUCCCUUCAGCAUGUGAUAAAAGAAAUAAUUGAGGCAGUAAUCAAUGAAAGUGAUGCAACUAUUGGCACCCCACAGGAUGAGAAGUAUGCUGAGCCUUGUAGCUUCUUGCAGUUGAACCCUGAUGACCCAGGUAGUGCUAUCCUGCUGGUGCGUGAAGUGCUGACUAGGAGAAGCAAUGAAGUGCAGCACCUGAGACAGCAACUCUUGUCUAGUCAAAAUUCUGUCAGCUCCCUGGAGAAGCAACAAGAGCAGCAGAAAGACCACUGUAAGUUCCUAAGACAAAAACUUGAGCAGCUAGAAGGAGAGCAAGACACACGCAUUAGCCAACUUCAGCAUCUGCAGUCCAUGGUGGAGACUUACCGCAGUGACCAUGUAACCCUGGAUAAAUCCAAGAUAGAAUUACAGCAACAACUGGAAGUCUUGGAACAGGAAGUCCAGCACUUGCGCCGAACUAAUACUGAGCUACAGCUGAAAGGAGACAUGGUGGAUGGCCAGAAAGAAGAACAGCAGCAUCAAUUGGAAAGGAUGCUGCGGGAGAGAGAAUAUAUUCAGGAAGACCGAAAUGCUCUUGAAGGAAAGCAUUCAUUGUUAAAGAGUGAGUUGAUAGCCAUGAAGGAAGCACUGGAAAAAUCUCACCUUGAUGGAGAACUGGUGAAACAAGAAAAACAUGAACUUGCUACAGCGCUGGAGCAGGCUGAGCAGUCCUUUGCAAAAUUAACUGGUGCACACAAUCAGCUAAAAGCAGAAGCUGCUCACCUUCGUGAUGUAGUUGCAAAGAUGAGUGCCCUUAAUGAAGCUCUAGCAUUGGACAAAGUGAGUUUGAAUCAACUUCUUUUGAAGAUGGAGCAGGAAAAACAGGCACUUUUGGACAAAGUUGAUCACCUGGAAAGACUAAGGACCUCUUCACAGAAGCAGCUCAGCCAGAUGGCAAGAACAAAUGAGGAACUAAGUGCAGACAAGACUCGGUUACAGCAGUUGCUACACAAGGCUGAGGGAAUGCAGGAAAGUUUACAGGAUGAGUUAAGAGUACUGAGAGAUGAACAGAAAGAGACCUGUGAGAAGCUGAGCCAGGCUCAUCACCAGCAUGAGACAUCUAGUACUGAUUUGGAGCAUGCACAUCAGGAGUCAAGUCGUCUUGGAGAGGUGCUGGCCAAGAUGUCCAAAGAAAAGGAAUCAUUAAUGCGUGAGAAAGCCACAUUGGAAGUACGACUAGGGGCUGUAGAACGAGAGAGGUGGAGUUUUUCAGAGCAAGUGGCAGAGUACAGAUCAACGAAGGAUCUUCUGGAAUCAAGCCUCCUUAAAACUCAGCUGCAGGUGUCUGACCUGGAAGUUAACAACGGUCAACUGGAAAUGAAAAUCCAGGCAAUCAACCAGGCCAAAGAAGUGAUACAAGGAGAGGUGAGAUGCCUUUGCAAUGAACUGGAAGCUGAAAAGUCAAAAUUUAAGCAAGAAAGGGAAGAAAAAGCACAACAGCUCUUGCAGGCCGAGCAGAAGUACCAAGAAAUGCUAGACCACUGUCAAAUUGUACAUAAGGAGGAAGUUAAUAAACUAUGUCAAGAGUUGGAAGGUGAACGAGAACGCCACCGUUUAGAACUGGAGCAGGUGUUGGAGCGCAUAGUCAAGGAAAAGGAAGAGAAUGAAAGUGUCUAUGAGAGGAAGCUGCUGGAACUACAACAGGAGGUCGUUGCUGUAAAAACACAUAUGGAAGACGAGCUCAUUAAGGCUGAAAAUGCCAAGCAAGAGGUGCUGCUAGAAAAAGAGAAUGAGAAGAAAUCAUUACAAGAGUAUCACCUCCAAACAAAACAGGAACUCAGUAGUACUUGCCAGCAGCUAGAUUAUCUCCGUCAGGAAAUAAAGAAGAACCAAGAGAGGGAGCAGGAUACUUUGCAAGGUUUGGAAGCUAAGCUGAAGGAGGCCCACAGUACCAUAGAAGCACUAGAAAAGAAGUACGAGGAGGAGCUCAAGUCUCUCAAAGAAGAAAUCAACUUUCUCCGUAAACAACGAGACUCUUUGCAAAGUCAGGUACAAGAGUUGCAGUCACAACUACUGACAGAAAAAGAUUCUUGCCAUUUGAUUAGCCAGGAGGCUCAGCAGCAUUUAAGUGACAUACAAGAGUUGUCCAGACAGAAGGCAUUGGAAGUUGCACACCUCCAGAAGAUGAUGGAAGCAGAAAGAAAACUCCGAGAAGAGAGAGAACAUCAAAACAUGGAGUUGCAGAAUCAGAAAGAAGAGGUGGAGCACAGAAACACAGAACUGCAUAAUAUGCUGCAAAGUCAAUGGCAGGAAGAACAGCAUCUGAAUAGAGAGCUGCAAAGCAAGCAGGAAGAAAUUGAGCACCAACGUGCCACAGUUCAGGCCCUGGAAAGGGAGCAGAGCCAGUGGGAGGAGGCAAAGCACCAGAAUUUAGAGCAGCAUUCUGCACUCCAGAGGCAGUGGGAGGAGGCAAAAUGUCAAAAUAAAAAAUUGCAAAAUCAGAACAUAGAGCUGCGGCACCAAAAAGAGGAGGUAGAACGUCAGAAUGCACAGCUGAAGGCUGUGCUCCAGAGACAGCAGAAGGAAGCGGAACACGAGAGUAUGGUGCGUCAAAACCGUUGGGAGGAGGCAGAACAACGUUAUUUAGAGUUGCAGAGUUGGAAAGAGAAAGUUGAACAUCAGAAUUCAGAUUUGCAGGCCCUUCUCCAUACACAUCAAGAGGAAUUGCAAUGUCGGACCAUGGAGCUGCAGGCAAAGCAGGAGGAGAUGGAACAGCAGAGCACUGCUCUACAGAAGAUGAAGAAAGAACGGACUCAGUGGGAGGAAGUUGAACGUCAGAAUUCAGAUCUUAAAGUAGCAUUGCAUGCUUUGGAGCAGAAAUGCACCAGUUUGGCUGCAUCUUUGGAGGAGAAGGAACUCAGGCUCAAGAGACUGCAAGACAGUGAUAGUGCCCACCAGGGUGAAGUCACCAAAUUGAAUACUGCACUGCAGCAAGCAGAGCAGCUACUUGCUGAGCACAGUCGAGAAGAGCAGGAGCUCGCUAGACAGAUACAAUCCCUCAAGGAAAUUGUGCUGGAGAAGGAGGCUGCCUUGGUAGCACAUAAGGAGCAGCUCGCCCGGAACCUGGAAGAGUCCCAUGCUAGUGAGCAGUCUUUGAAGGACUCCAUGAAAAUGUUGGAAGGUGAAGUAUCUCAGCUACGCCUGAACCUGUGCAGCACAGAGAGUCGGGCAUUGGCCUUGGCAUCGGAAUGUCAGCGUGCUUGUUCUGCCCGUUGGGAGGCACAGUCUCACUUGACUAAGCUACACUCGGUUCUGCAGUACAUGCUGUGCAAAAGUCCCGAGGUAAAGCUGGAGCAUGGAGGGAGAGGAGACAAAGCUAUUCGAAGCUCAUUGUUCAGUGCAAGAGAACAGGAUAAUGGAAAGGGACUGUCUUUAUCUCAGCUGAAGGACCUUUCUGCUGAGCUUACAGUGGAGAGAGUGGCAGAAGCUAUUCAGGACCUGCGGCAAGAACUCUGGCAGACUCGCCUAGAGCGGGAUGAGAUGAGAAAGAAUUCAGAAAAAUUGAAGCAAGACCUCAGUGAAAAGGAAGCAGAAAGAGACCGCAUCAGUGCCAAAGCCGAAGAGCUUCAAAAGUGGCUCGAUCAAAGCCAAGAAGAAAAAAAUGUGAAAGAAGGCAGACGAGGCUCCCUAGAGUCUGCCUUGAAGGCAGAGGUCAUUGCUUUCAAAGAAGAGAAUGUGACUUUGCAUGGGAAGGUGACUGCUUUGGAGAAGACUCUUGAGAGUACAGAGAAGCAAAGAAAGGAUGUAAUGAAUGAACGAGACAUGCUACAAAUGGCCAAGGAAAAGCUGACAUGGGAGCUAGAUCUUCUUCGGGAAUCUGUCACAGCCUCUGAAAUUCGAGCAAAUGCCAUGGAGAAGAUGAAUCAGUCCCUAGAACAAGAGCUUCAGGCAACUCUCUCCACUCUCAGAAUUAAACAGGAGGAAGCGGAGACUCAGCAAAAGAGAUUUAUGACUUUGCAGCAAGAUGCAGAAGUGCGAAAAGGUUUGCAAGAAAAUCUGGAUUGCCUAACUGUUACUCUAGAAAAAAGAGAUGAAGAAAUAAAAUCCCUGCUGCAACAAAACAGAGAACUGGAGAGGCACAGAGAAGUGCAAAAAUCUGCCGUGGAACAUCUCACUAAAGAUCUAGAAAAGAGAGAUCAAGAAAUUGAAUCUCAAAACAAACAGAUAAAAGACUUGGGAAAGCAGAAUAAAACACAGGAGGCUGCUCUAGAGAGACUGAAUAUAGAUCUAGAAGAGACACUCCAGAAUGUGAAAUCUCAACGGGACAAGAUCCAAAUACUAGAAGACCUGUUACAAAACCAAAGAACUAUAAUGGAAAGCCUGAAUUUGAAUCUGGAACAAAAAGUCAAAGAAAUGAAAAUCAUGGAGGAAAAAAUCCGCAUUGCUGAAGAGAAUGAGUCAGCACAAAUUGGUGCUCUGCUGAAAGAGUUGGGUGACUUGAAAAUAAGGUUGAGUGAAAAAGAUUGGGAACUCACAUCUCAAAAGCAGCUACUUCAAGAACGGGAAGAACAGGGGGGGAAGCGGGAAAAGUCUCUUCACACAAGCCUAGAACACAUGAAGGCCAUUCUCAGGAACAAAGAAAGGGAGGUAGAAUCCCAGAGGGGACAGAUAACAAGAUUCCAGCAGUGCGAGGCUCAGCGUGAGAACCAUCUCCAUGAACUGCAAGAGAAAGUAAAACAGAUGACAUUCAUGUUGACCCAGAAAGAUCAAGAGCUUGAGUCACAAAAGCAGCAGAUAAAAGAGCUGGAAGGAGAAAUGGAAACAGAACUAAAGGCUCUUCGUGAACUUUUGGGUAAGACGGAGGCAUCCUUGAAGGAAAAGAACAUGGAGCUGGUGUUUCAAAUGAAACAUGAAGAAGAACUGAAAAGGCAGUUAGGAGUUCUGCUUGGAGAUGUCCAGCACAGUGCAGCAGUACUAAAGGAGAGAGAUGGUAGUGCAGAGUUUCAGAAAGAGCAAAUGCAGCAGCUGAAGAAAGAAGAGCUGCAAGAAACAACUAUUGAUAUGUUGGAGCAACUCAGGGUAUUGCUAAAGGAGAGAAUGCAAGAAAUUGAGUCCCUGAAAGAGCAGCAAGAAGAACACAAGGAGGAGAAAGAAAGGCUUGUGAGAGAAAUGCAGACAAAUCUUGAAAUAGCAGAGCAUGCUCAGAGAAAUGGUGAGAGGCAGCUGGAGUCCUUCAAGGAAGAAAAUUGCCAGCUUAAGCAACAAGCACAAAAAGCAGUAGCACAUACUAAAUCUCUAUUGGAGAAACUGGAGUUGAACAGAUCUUCUCUUCAAGACAGAGACAAGGAGAUAGAAUCUUUACAAGGGCACAUAAAGGAACUCUUGAGGCAGAAAGAAUUGGAACAGAAAAGUAUAGCGAGCCUGAAGCAGGAGCUAGAUAAAAUGAAGCAAUUAAUGUCAGAAAAGGAAGAUGAGCUUCUCAAGCAGGCUGAGCAAAUUAGCACAUACCAGGUUAAAGUAGAAGUCACUCUUGCAGAAUUACAGGUAUGCCAGAAUCGGGCAAGUCACCUAGAGGAAGUAAUUAAACAGAGAGAACAAGAAUGUGAGAGAGACCACCAAAAGCUUCAGCACCAACACAAGCAGUUAAAAGAGGAUGAAAAAGAAGACUUUUUAGAAGAAGGGCAGAAAGAAAGGGAGAAAGAGAGGAGAACUCAAGAUGAGAGAGUGCAAAGGCUAAUGAAAGAUGAGAUGAAGGAACUUCUUGAGAACAUACAGCAUCUUCAACAUGCACUGAAGAAAAAAGAUGAGGAAGCUGAGUGGCAGAGAGAGAAUGUUAAGCAGCUGGAAGAGAGAGUUAGCGUUAAAGAGAAGGAAUUGUUAACCUGCAGUGAACAGCUGAAGGAAAUUGUUUCUGCUCUGAAAUCAGAAGAGAAGGGAGACUGCAAUUUACAGAGCUAUAUCCAAAAAAUACUUAUGUGGAAGGAGGAGGAGGCAGCCAAGAACAAGUCUCUUCAGGAAAAGGACCAGCAGUUGCAAUGGCAAAAUGAAAAAAUUCAACACUUGGAAGACGAGAAAAGAGUAAAGAGACAGGAAUUUGAUCGUCUGACAGCUGUUCUGAAACAGACAGAAAGUGAAGAGAUAGAAUGGCGAGAGAGAGCACAGAAGCUGGGUUUGUCCCUGGCCCAGAGUGAAGAGGCCUUGAGAGUCCUGAGAGAAGAAAUGGCUAUUGUACAGAGCAUGGUUUCGGAAAGGGAUAAGGACAGGCUUCAUCUUCAAGAGCAGUUAAAUACAGCUUUCAGAGCUCUGGAGGAAGAGAAACUAGUUACUAAAGCACUGGCAGGAGAUGCGAGUCUACUACCCAGAGAAAAUGACAUGCCAGAAAUAAGGCAAAAGGAGGCUGGAAAGGCUGUGAGAAAAGAGGGAGAGCUGACAUGGAUAGCUGAAAGGAGACUCUUAUGCAAACGCCUGCAGCUUCUGCAGCAAGCUGUUGCCAGGCUGGAGAAUGAUAAACAUGGCCUAAAGCAGCACAAUAUGCAGCUUAGAGGUGCACUAGAGCAGGUAGAACGUGAACGUAGGAGACUGAAAAGAAGUCAUGGAGACCUUUCUCUGAGCUCUGGACUCUCCCAGGCUGAUUCUGCCCCCCAAAAGGUUCCAUCUCCAGCAAAGGAAGAAAUUCAGGUUCUCCAUAAGCAACUGGAAGAGUUACAAAAGCAGGUUUCUGUUCUACAAAAGCAGCUGUCACUGGAGCGGAAGCAGAAGCAGGAUUAUGUUGACUGCUGUGCCAAAACAAACCAGGAGCUUUCCUGCCUACACCAGGAACUUUCUGAUUCUUUAGCUGCUGUGGCUAAGGAGCCUGAGGCUGCUGUCCUGGAACUGGAGACUCGCAAGUUGGAUGAAACCCUGAACCACAGCUUGGUAGUAGGGUGGGAUGGUUUCUUUUCUGGAAAACAACCAAUAAACUCAACACCCAAAACAGUCCAAAAGACCUCAAGAUAGCAUGAAGGAAAUGGCAGGAGUCAGAAGCUCUGCAGAAGUGCCUCCAACAGAACAAUCUUGAAAGAUUCUUUCAUCAACAUGAACUUCAACCCAUAUUGAACUGCAUAUAAUCAUUAAUAUGCAGGGGGCUUCACCUCACUCAACUAGGCCUGGACUCCUAGGACCCAUGCUGCCAAUUUGUAUGUUCAUUGUUUGGAGUCAAUCAUGUUAAAACAAGCUGUGAAAUAACAAGAAUAGCUGGUGGGCUGCAUAUUAAGUAGCUGAAGAUAUGUAUUGUGGAGAUUGUGUCAUAGAACAGAACACGGAGCUAAGGAUGAGAAUCAAACAAAAAAAGAGGACUGAAUUUCUGGUGGGGAGAGUAGAAGUGAAUUGCUGAAAUUGAGUCCUGCAGGAGAUGGGAGUUCACUAAAAAAAAAAGUUCCAGCCAGAUUUUACAUAGAAGUCAGGUCAGAACUGUAUGUUGGAGAGGGAUUCUAACCAAAGCAGCAUUAUCUGAAUUCCUUAAAAAUUCAAUGGGUAAUGAGAUUUUUUUCAGAAUUGAUGUCUAACCCUGUUCUGAACGCAGCAGCUCAUUGUAAAAUAUCUUUAAAGUUGUUCAGUAUUUUUGUACUAAACAUUUUCUUUAAAUAGUUAAAAGUGAAUAUAUUUAUAAA